AUGGUAGAUGCUGAAACGGUUGUACAUACUUUUACGGUGAUCACGCAAGUGCUCAUGUUGUACGUCCUCUUUUUGUCAUUCUAUUUCAACAGGAAGCUCAACCAAACCUCAUUGAUUCAUCCAAACCUCAAGAUAAUCUUGGUGAGCUGGCAAAACUUAUUUUUACUUCUAUUUCCAUAAUUUUCAUGGCCAACUAACUUUAAUUUUUAGCGUAAUAUCGGCAUCAUCUUCCCGAUCAUUAACAUCGCCAGGUUUAUUUCAUAUGGCUGGGCAAUCAUCAUGGACAAGGAAUUAUUACCACCCAUCCAGGCCAAUGUCAUCUGCCUGUUGCCUCGUUUCGUUGAGGAAGUCGGCCUCGGAUGUUGUGCAACGUUGAUUUCUCAGAUCACAAUUGAAAGGACAAUUGCCACAUUAAAACGAAAAACUUAUGAGCGUCACGGUGUUAAACUUGGCUGGAUGAUAACGGGCCAAACGGUGAGUUAUUUUUACGAAAACGUGUGUUUACUACAUCUUUCACAUAAGAGUAGGCAAUUAAAUAAAACCGGAACAAAGUGUUUGCAUACUGUCAAUGAGGUAAUGGGACUUUUGGGAAUGCGCUUGAGGCAAUUAAUGGUGCAAAAAGGCAUAAAUACAAGUUUAGAGAUCCUGUUUUUCGGUCGCCACUGCAGUGUGGAUUUACGGUAGGGCAAUCGGAAACUUUUGAGAUCAAAUGAAGAAUGUUGCAAGCAAUUUCAAAUUUCAAAAUUUCUGGAGACUUUUCCAAACGGCACUAACAGAAGAGGUCGAUCUCAAGCUGGACUUGACAGGUAAAACUUGACACAACUGGGGUUUUUUCCUUCAAGACACGAUUUCUAAUCCGUUUGCCGAAACUUACAAAGGCUAGGGAAAAACUCGUUGCCUGUUUUUUUUCUUGAAACAUAUAUAUAUUGUAUACCAUUUGAAAGAACGUAAAACACUGGUCUAGAAGCGACUUUUAUUAGCUGCUAUUAUUCAUCUUGGGUGGUUGAAACUUUCGAAGGCUUUCAAGUUUUUACUAGGGAUCCCGCUAACGGAAAGUACGUAAAAAUUGAGUCUGAAAACAUCUUACAUGUUUUGAACGUCUUCGUUGGCCUUCGCUGUUUCGAAUGGUAUGUGUUUCAAGAUAGAACCAGAAGACGAGGUUUUGCCGAGCCCUUGUUAGGCAAACGGGUAGAGAUGUCCAAAAACGCAGCGUUUUUCAACAAAAAUACCAUAAAGUGAACGUAGUGUGUUAUAUUAUAAUGUUUUUUUUCAAUUUCAGUUUAUGUCAGCAGUCCUAUUCUCGAUAGCACCCAUAGUGUACGAUAUUUUCAUCGGUGGCGCGUUUGAUUUACGGAAAAAGUACAUUGGCUGUCGACUCGAUCAAUUCCAUGUGUUCAUGUAUCUGAUGAUCUUCGUUUGUGCGUUUGGCUGUUCGGUAAUGUCGUUCGUGGUAAGUUUAUUGCCAGACAGAGAGGGCACUGUUCAACGAGAGUUGUGUUGAAAUGUCGAAAUUCUUUUUUAUUACUACGAACAAAGUAUACGUCGAGUACGUAUUUGAGUUCACAGAACGGCCCUUUAAAAUUAGCUCUCUCAAGAUAUAAUCUUUCAACAUAGCACUUUAAUAUUUUUAUAAUCCAAUUGUUGCCACUUCCUUUCCUUUUCUAGACCCUCACACUCGUCUAUCUCUACUGUAAGAGGCAAUUAGUGCAGAUGCGGGAGAUGAAAUUGUCGACCAGAUAUCAAUACACAGAGAACAUCGAGUCCAUCAAGGCUUUAUUGCCAUCAAUGCUAUUCUAUGUAAUCACUGCGUCAUUUGGAGUAUACGUGACAAUAGUGGUAUACUUGCGAUAUUGGAAAGAUGAAGAGAUGAGAGCGCAUCGAAUGGUGGUCGAAGCGUAUAUACAGGUAAGUGAAGACGAGCGAAUUACAGCAUCAGAAGAAUAGUACAGUAGAGGGCCGGAUUCAGUUACGAAAAACGUACCUUUUUGCAUCAGGGAAGCAUUAAAAAUGUGGCAAAAUGCUUCCCUCUCCAGGUGAAAAAUCUUCGUUUUGAAGGGCGCGCCCUUUCCCUCACAAAAAGUGCCGGCACGCUUUUGAAAUCGGAGUCUUUCACUUGGAAGUGGAGGUAUUUUGCCACAUUUUUGAUACUUCCGGGAUGUAAAAUGAUACGUUUUUUGCCACUGGAUCAGGUCCGCUACUGUACAGUCAAAAUAUUGAAAAAUAAAAUUUCUACCAAUAAUUCUCUUUCAGAUUCUCCAUGUGGUUGCUCAACUAUAUGCAAUUGCGACAAUGUCCUACUUCCUGUUGUCCUUCCGACCACUCAGAGCUGAAGUUUAUCACGAUCUUCACUCCUUGUGCCCUAAAAUGGUCAUAGAACCGGAGGAUGCAGAAAAGAGGGCGGAUGCCGUCCGGAAAACAGAAAAUGUUGACUACUUCACAUUACUCAGUAAAACAUGGCAGUAA
Bursaphelenchus xylophilus (pine wood nematode) is the source of this 2463-nucleotide messenger RNA. NCBI's taxonomy places the organism in Eukaryota, Metazoa, Nematoda, Chromadorea, Rhabditida, Aphelenchoididae. The record is from the annotation of a GenBank genome assembly.